This is a messenger RNA of Brenthis ino (lesser marbled fritillary), 294 nucleotides long. The record is from the annotation of a GenBank genome assembly. NCBI's taxonomy places the organism in Eukaryota, Metazoa, Arthropoda, Insecta, Lepidoptera, Nymphalidae.
AUGAUUCUGCCGCUUCCCGAUUCACUUAUAUAUUUACUGCAACUGAAAGAAACACUUAAAAUGGAAUUUUACGGAAAAUUAACUGUUUUUAUUCUCAUUCUGAACUUUUUGGCCAUAUUUGGGAGAAGUUUAGACAGAAUUCAAGAUGGACAAGAUCAUAAUUUAGUGGGCCACAAUGUCGAAAAACGGUCCAUUGGAUAUAUCGAAGGUGAUGACAGCGAUAUCUUCCAACAAGAAUAUGAAAACGCCUUUGAAAGACCCCACAGAAUACGCGUUUUACCUGGUUUCCUUCAU